Messenger RNA from Nematocida ausubeli, 747 nucleotides. RefSeq lists its product as uncharacterized. Bases 1 to 747 code for a protein of 248 amino acids. The record is from RefSeq and is a predicted model, not a curated record. The transcript has a single exon. Lineage: Eukaryota; Fungi; Microsporidia.
AUGGAAAAGUACACAGAAUUUAGCGACCCUGUGACAGGAAUCAAUCCAUACGUCAGGAUUACUAAAUACAAGAUAUUGCUAUUUCCAGUUUUAUUCUUCAACCUUAUUAUAAAUGCAGUUUUGUACAUGCCAGUGUUCCUAUACAAGUACUUCUGGUCAGGCAUCUUUACACCACUGGCAAAUCCGAUUCCAAAGAAACUAAAGAAAACAGGAGGAACAUACAUAUGUACAUACACAUCCAUUUUUGAUGUAAACAACCUGUAUAGAAUAUUUGGAAGCCCUUCUAUAUAUGCAGUUCAAGAUAGAAAGAUACUCAAGAUAGACAGAUACAAUGUGCAAACAUAUACUAGCAUUGAAAACAUUCAUAGAGCUGUCCAGUCUCAAAAUACUGUUAUUCUUCUAAUGGGGGGCGGAAUGACAAAUGGAGAGAUAUACAUAAAUACAACGGAAAUAGAAGAUGUUCCUGAAAUAGACGGUUUUAUAUCCCUGAAAUACACCCCAAGCACAUCAUAUAACAUUAAUUUGUUCAAUACGUGGAUAUAUCCCCAGUUUACCUCUAGGGCUGCCUCUUUCCUUUACUAUUUGGUUUUCUAUAUAACUAUGAAUGGCGGCACACCUGUCUGCAAAAUAACAGUUGCAAAUACACUUGCAGACCUAUCAGAUAAAACAAAAAUAGAAAUAUCAGGAUCACACAACUCAACAACAACAAAAAAGUUUUUUAAAGCUUUUGCUUUGAUAAAUAAAUGA